This is a messenger RNA of Frankliniella occidentalis (western flower thrips), 786 nucleotides long. RefSeq names its product angio-associated migratory cell protein. The record is from RefSeq and is a predicted model, not a curated record. Gene Ontology annotation, molecular function: protein binding. NCBI's taxonomy places the organism in Eukaryota, Metazoa, Arthropoda, Insecta, Thysanoptera, Thripidae.
UGCUCGUCGGAACAGGCGACCGAACCGUUUUAAACGUUCCCUCGGCCCUCUAAUCGAUUUGAAAGAUCGUCUUCCGCUUCUCCUGCGAAUAGAGCUAGCUAACACUAACCGCAGCAAGCAGACACAAACAGUCAACAGCGCCGACAGCCGAAAAGAUGCCAAAGAGUGAUACCCCUCCAUCCUCACCGCAUUACCCCCAGAUGGAUGACGACGAAGACGAAGAAGAAUUCUUUGAAGUGAACGAAGAUGAACUAGAAGAAGUCCUGAACUUGGCUGAUGGAGGUAGAAGUGAUGAAGAAGAUGAAGCAUUUGAUGAUGAACCUGUCCUCGGACCACCUCCAGAGAGAGAUGAUGCAUUCCUGCUUUUUUCUCAGCAUUCAAGUUCAAUAUUUAGCUGUCACAUAGAACCAACGAAUGGGAAAUUGGCAGUUACUGGGGGUCAAGAUGACAAAGCAUAUGUUUGGGAAAUUGAAAAUGGAAAGAUACUGCUUGAAUGCACAGGUCAUCAGGACUCAGUUACUGCUGUGGAAUUUAGUCAAGAUGGAAACUAUGUGGCUACUGCUGAUAUGGCUGGUCUGGUUCAGGUGUGGAGAACUAGCUCAAUGCAGAAAGUGUGGGAAUAUACUAUGGGAGAUAUGACAUGGAUGAGAUGGCAUCAUGGGACUAAUGUUCUCAUGGCUGGUGCUGCAUCUAGUGAAGUUUACAUGUGGAAAAUUCCAAGUGGAGAUUGCAAAGUCUUUGGAGGAAGUGGAGAAAAGAGUGACUGUGGAGUAAUUUUACCUGAUG